CGACGACGAGGAGGAGCUCUCUUUUGAGGAAGACGAUGCUCAGGAAAGUGUCGAUGAGUCUGCAACCGACAUGGAGAGCCGGUAUUUUUGGGGGAAGGAGUUGCGGCAGGACGAGAAGCUGGAGGAGGCCCUUCAGGUGUUCCAGGAAAACAUAGACAAAAACGAUAACCCGGAGUAUGUGUUCAAGUCGACGAAACAAGCAGUCAAGGUGAGCAUUGAGCUUGGAGACGCGGUUAAGAUUAUGCGAUAUUUGGACCUAUUCUUUGAGCAACUACCGCAGAUGGCUGUGUCGUACGGGGAUUCGUCUUUUUCAAAGAUGCUGCACAGGUUUGACCAUCCGAUCCCGGGAUGCUCGUCAGAGCUCCAGAAACAGGUAUACAACAAGUUCUCGGCAUAUCUGAAAGCCAGCAACUCCAGCAACGAACGGUUGGUUAUACGAGUUGAACUGGGGCGCGCAGGCCUGCUGCUGGCGGAACAAAAUUACCGCGAGGCCCGCUUGCUGCUGCAGAAACUUGAGGAUUCUGUCACAGCCUCCUCCGAAGCAAUUAAAAGCACAUAUUUGCUGGAAGUUCUCGCUCUGGAAAUGGUGAUUGCGAGCCAUGGCGAGAUCAAUGUCGAGGAGCUCUCUAGACUGACGAAAAUGGCCAAUAAACUGGGCUCAAGCAUCCCGCAAUCGCGCAUCGUGGGCAUCGUCAAGGAGUGCUCUGGUCUUGUGGCUAUGUUCGACGAAGACUUCCAAACAGCCAACCACUGCUUCCAAGAAAGCUUUCGAGGCUUCAACGAGUGUGGCGACGAUCGACGCGUCGACGUGCUGAUGAAGUACAUUAUCAGCAACCUGCUGAGCGAGAGCGAGAUCGAUCCGUUCCAGUCGGGCGACUUCCAGGGCUUCGACGACGUUCCGGAAAUUGUGAAGCUGAUGGAGCUUUAUCGGUACGUUCAGGAGACCGACAUUGCCAAGUACAACACACUUUUGAACGACGACGAGGAUUUCAAGAAACUGAUGCAGGGUAACCUCCUUGCGCAGUUCAUACCGUUUGUCACCGAGCUGGUUCAUGUGCGAUUUGUUGUUGAGUAUCUGCAGCUAUUCAAACGCGUCAGUUUGCGCCAAUUGCAGGAGAAACUCAAAAUACAGGAGUCGGACCUUGAAGUGAUGCUACUAAAGCUAUAUGGCGAGGGAAGAAUUAGCAACUACAAGUUUGACUUGGUGGCCAAGACAGUUGAGUUUUGCGGUAGCUCUAUUCUCGAUCCGCAUGUCAGUCCCAUAGACGUUCUUGAGCGUCUGCAGCUGUUCCAAAAAGACAAACUCAACGUUUCGAGUGACGAUUUUGGCGCAGACUCUCAGGAGCGACUACAGGAGCUCUUGUCAACGAAAUUUCACAAGGAUCCUGUGCCUAACUCGCCGACAAUACACACAGAACUUCCCAGCUCGACGAUAAUCUCGAAAGAAGUGCUGGAGCCUUUAAUCAGCACUCCUCGUUCUUUCGAGUCUUCAGAGGAGCUUUUCAGGGAGCUGGAAUAUUACUUGGAGUAUAUCAAGUCUGCAAUCCCAUCCAAAGCGCCGAUCAAACGCUCUAUCAUCGAGAAAGUCCGAAUAGACAGCCAGAACCAGGAACGUGAAAAAAUCAGUCAGAUUGACGAGACUGGCAACACAGACUACGAUCACCUGAUACCCGAAGUUGUGCAGUUCACGAUGAUGGAGAACCUGGACGUGAGUGACAGAGAACAGCCGGCACAAGAGAUUUCAGAAGAGGAGAUGAAGGAUAGAAAACUGAGGAGUCUUCAUGAGCUUGUUUGUGAGCUGUCUCGCUACUACGACACUGUCAAGCGUAAUUUUGCGGAAGGGCUCUGUGCUAAUCGUAAUUUUGGCGGAGAGGCGAGAGAGUGAUUGCAGCUACCAAAACUGGCUGUGCUACAAAUUUUCAGGGAAAAAAUUGCACAAAAAAAUAAAGGUCUUUUGAAUGGUCCCAAAGAAGCAGACGAAGGCUGCAAAGCGGCGUAGCGCACAGAAUCAGAAGCGUGAGAUAGAGCCAGAGGUGAGGCAGGACUCACUGGCUCGCAACAUGCUGGCUUCACAGCCAAAGCUGACGCCAAAGAGCGAGAAGAGACACGUUAAAAAGAGCCAGCUCAAGAAAGAGCUCCGAAUCGCCAAGUUAUACGGGAAAAAGAAGGAAAAGGUGUACGACGAAAAGGAGCUAGACAUUCCUGUGCUAAACAAGGCGAUCCAGCCGGGGGUUUUGAAGAAGAGAGGCAAGAAGGGCAAGAAGUUUGUCGCUGACAACGACUCCAUCACUCUCAACAGACUGAUUCGCCAGAUCAACGACGAGAAAGACCUUGAGACUGAGUCGAAGCUCGAGAAGGCCAAGAGGCUCGAGGAGAUAAGGGAGCUGAGAAGACAGGAGAUGGAGCGCAAGGAACAGGAGAAAAAGAUGAAGGUGGAGGACAAGAAGGAGGAGAUCAAGCUCAAAGCAGCCACGGCGCGGUCUAUCAGACGCAAGAACGCCAAGUUGGCCAAGAAGGAGAUUCUCAAGCCGGACAGCAAGAAGAGCGUUUCAUUUGCAUGA
Messenger RNA from Ogataea polymorpha, 2561 nucleotides. RefSeq lists its product as uncharacterized. Gene Ontology annotation, cellular component: COP9 signalosome. The record is from RefSeq and is a predicted model, not a curated record. Lineage: Eukaryota; Fungi; Ascomycota; Pichiomycetes; Pichiales; Pichiaceae. Bases 71 to 1885 code for a protein of 604 amino acids. The transcript has a single exon. Gene Ontology annotation, biological process: protein deneddylation.